This is a messenger RNA of Drosophila ficusphila, 847 nucleotides long. RefSeq lists its product as uncharacterized. The transcript is spliced from 6 exons. Bases 105 to 755 code for a protein of 216 amino acids. The record is from RefSeq and is a predicted model, not a curated record. Lineage: Eukaryota; Metazoa; Arthropoda; Insecta; Diptera; Drosophilidae.
AUGGGGUAUGAGUUGGCACUACCAAAAGUGUGUACACACUUUUCAAAACAUUUCACCUCUUUAUUUGUCAAGUCAUUCAAGUAAUUUAAAGCUACAUUUUAAAAAUGUCUCUUUCUAAGGUUCCGCACAUUGUAGGCGAUGAUGAUGACGCCCAAGAAGCUGUGAUCGGUGUCUCGGAAGUUGAUGAAAACUCAAACGGAUCUUAUGUGACCAGUGAUCAGGAUGAAGAAAUUUCAAACGAGGAUGAAACCGAUCUGAAUGGUGCGGAUUGGUCCAUGAAUGUUACUUAUAUAGCAGGAACACCAAAACGUGCCCACAGUUCGACGGAUAUUCAGAAGCCGGAUAUUCAGAAGACGGAUAUUCAGAAGACCGAUAUUCAGAAGACCGAUAUUCAGAAGACCGAUAUUCCGAAGACCGAUACUCAGAAGAUUAGAACAGUAUUUUCGCAGCGGAAGAGAUCUUACGAUACUGAAAAAUCUAAUCGGACAAUUCGCCUUUUUCAAUCCGCCCCACAAGUCUUAACUUCUCCGGACAUUUCUAACCCUCAGGAAUCUAUUGGAGAACGAGUUUCAAAACGUAUUAGGAACAAUCCGGCUGCGCUGGCCAAACCUGUGGAUAUUACCGGCUACUUUCACGAGCUUUCUGUGGAACUUGUUGAGGAAGGAGUUGGCCUGAAGCCCUUUAAAGCUCUGCAGAAGCGCAUUGAUCGCCUGGUAGACCAAGCAUUGGAAGAAUCUAGAAUAACCAAACGAUGAAAAAAUACUUCCUGUUAAGAUUGCAUAUGUUCUCCAUUUUGGACAGCCAUUGCUUAACUUACAAUAAAAUGCGUUUAUGAUCUCAAAGCUAA